CAUCCACAAUACCAGAUGACACUACCACAUCCACAAUACCAGAUGACACCACCACAUCCACAAUACCAGAUGAUACCACCACAUCCACAAUACCAGAUGACACCAUCACAUCCACAAUACCAGAUGCUACCGCCACCUCCACUAUAAUAGAUGACACCACCACUUCUGAAAUAGAAACUGACACCAUAUCUGCAUCAGCAGAUAAGACCUCCAAAUUAACAGAUUUCACCACAUCCCCUGGAAUAGAUGACACCACCCGUUAUCCAGAGACAGAUGACACCACGCCACACACUGCAAUAGAUGGCACUGCAGACUUUUUAGGAAUAAAUGACACCAUGUCCUCAGAAACAGAUGUGACCACACCGUAUCCUACAACCUACUUAAUAACAAAUGACACCCCUCUUCAUUUUGCAUCAGGUGACACUACACCAUACCCAGUCGCAAAUGGCACGACACAUGACUUAAUAACAGAUGACACCACAUCCUACUCAGAAAGAGAUGACACUAAACCCUCAGAAAUAGAUGACACCACAAAAGGCACCACACCCUAUUCAGUAAUAGAUGACACCACAGAAGGCACCACACCCUUUUCAGUAAUAGAUGACACCACAGAAAGCACCACACCCUUUUCAGUAAUAAUGACUUAUGGCAGCACAACCAAAUCAGUGACAGAUGGCAACACAACCUACUCAGGGACAAAUGACACUACACCUUACUUAGCAUCAGAUGACACUACCCUCUACACAAGAACAUAUGACACCACCCCGGCAACAGAUGAUACUGUUCACUUUACAGCAACAAAUGACACACUAACAUAUGACACCCCAGUAGCAGAUUUCACGACACCUUCCUCGGAUAAAACGACUACUUCACUAAUGACACAUGACACCGCUCCUCCCACAUCCCCAGACCACAUCGGCAUAAUACCAGAGAGUGACGUCAUGAACACCACAGAAUCAAGUGACAUCGCUCUACCUAGUGAAGUUAUCUCAAAGUUGCCAAGUGACACCGACACCUCCACAUUCCGGAGCGUCAUCGAAACCGCUACAGUUGCCACCGACGCCCACCCUCCCGCGGCAACGAAGGGGACGGGUGUUGCCAUAGCGCCCCCUGCCAUAGCAAUAUCCGAUGACCUGACGACCACUUUGACCAGUGACUUCCUACAACGGACUCGCUCAGUGAUACGAGUCGUACAGCUACGAGUAAUACGACGACCAGUAGCGUUAAUACCACCAAGAUACCGAGUGAUGUUAGCACGACAGUAUCCCACGAGGCGUCCUCUCCACCGCCCCCUGACACGAGCACCUCCGCUACAAGUGCCACUGACCACGCGGCGUCCAGGGGUUCCACUAUUUACACGGUGAAGAGCAACGGCACGCAAUCCAGAACCCGCAGUGAAAUCCCGGUUCGUUCACCAUUCACCACAGAGGAAUCCACCGGCGAUGAUUUUACAAGGACAAGACUGGAAAUGGAUUUAGAGAACCCUGUCAUCACGAGGCCAAAAUUAUUUCCUCCAGAAAGUUCGGUAGCAACCUACAGUGUCACUGCUGUGGAAAGCGCUUCACACACACGUUGUCUGCAAUUGCACUGCAACGCAUCGGCCACCGGAGAAGCAGCUGGUUGUCAGUACUCCAACCCAUAUAAACCCCCGACGCUGAAUGCCUCCAGGUCUGCGCCCCGCCGGCCAAGCCCUCUUCGGCGCGGCAGGCCCUCCUGGGAAAGCCGACCUCGAGGCCGUGCUGGACCCCGGAAA
This is a messenger RNA of Penaeus vannamei (Pacific white shrimp), 1753 nucleotides long. NCBI's taxonomy places the organism in Eukaryota, Metazoa, Arthropoda, Malacostraca, Decapoda, Penaeidae. The record is from RefSeq and is a predicted model, not a curated record.